AUAGUCAAAUUCAUAACCGCCCAUGGAGCAUAAAUCUCCACUACUAAAUCCAUUCGUCCAUGCACACGUUUGGCAUGCAUGGACGCAUGAUGCAUUCAUGAUCCAUCCAUUUGCCCUCUCCCCUCCCCUCCCCUCUCCAUUUCUUCAACACCAACCACCUUCUUCUACCGUCGUCUCUAUCACGCCAAGAAGAAGCACACCACCGGGAGGCUAGUAGGAUACCGUUGCUCCAUCCCAAGAAGCCCACCAAUAAUUUCUUGAUUCGUUAGCUAGCUUAGCUAGCUGGUGUCUUUGGUCUUGCUGAAGGGCGUACAUGGGGCAGGAAGAAGAAGCGUUGCCGCCGGCCGCCGUGGCUUUCUCUUGGGAGAACGAUCGGGGCGGGCCCGCCAUGGAAGGCCGCGGCAUGCCGGGGAGCCUCAAGAAGGCGCCAGCCACAGUGUUCUUGUCAUGGGAGAACGAUCCGGCCGCCACGAAGCCGACAGUGAAACCGCGCGGCGUGCCGGAGAACCCGAGUAAGGCGCCGGCGCGGCUGCUGUCUGUUCCGCCGCCGCCAGGUCGGCCGGCCGCGAGGGGGGUCUCCCGCGCCGUGCGGCCCGAGGACGACCCGUUCCUGGCGGCGUACCUGGCCUGCACCAAGAGCACCGGCCGCGGCGACGGCGGGAAGAAGAGGACGAGCGGUGUGCGGGAGCAAGAGAAGGGCCAGAGGCGGUUCUCGUGGGGGCUCGGUCGUCUGUCCUGCAAGAGGGACGACGGCGCCGUGGUGCAGGGCAUGGUGAGGGUGGCUAAGCUCCCUGAGGUGGAUCCUAGGGAUGCUUGAUUGAUUUGAUUCUCUCUUAAUCGAUCAUCAUCUUCUUCUUAAUUUCGUAUGGUUUGUAGUAGUGCGUGCUGUUGGUUAAGGUUGAUCAAUCUUGUGACGAACUUUGUGAUUAGGAGAGCUAGAAAGUUUAAUCCAGAGAGAGAAAGAACACUCUGUGUCUUCUGGAUUCAGAAUAUGUUAGUUCUGCAGCUGAUUUGCAGCAGCAAUCUUCAUCUUUCUAUCUUCUGGAAUCAGAUUAUGUAUUUUCUUUCUAUGCAUCAUCUUUCUUCUUCUGUGAUAGACAAAUUGAUUACCAUGACAAUGACUCUGUCGACUUUCAGUCAGUGUUAACUUGACACGGACAGAGGUUGACCGAGACUUGGAACA
Molecule: messenger RNA, 1183 nt
Organism: Lolium rigidum
Lineage: Eukaryota; Viridiplantae; Streptophyta; Magnoliopsida; Poales; Poaceae
Exons: 1
Coding region: 314-817 (167 amino acids)
Source: RefSeq, a predicted model, not a curated record